This is a messenger RNA of Anthostomella pinea, 1758 nucleotides long. The record is from the annotation of a GenBank genome assembly. NCBI's taxonomy places the organism in Eukaryota, Fungi, Ascomycota, Sordariomycetes, Xylariales, Xylariaceae.
AUGUCGGUCUCAAGCCAGUCCAACCGGUCGACGACGAGUCCGACCGGGGUCGUGGAUCCCCUCGACCUGCUAGAUUUCACCGAGUACGAUGGACUAUCAUAUCAAUCACCGUCGCUCUCGCCGGCUGCCACAAAUAAACCCCAGUUCGCUAGGCCGACGACGACAAUGACCGCGACACCAUCGACGAUGCCGCCGAGCCAAACAUUGUCGGGGCCCAGCCAUCAGUAUGAUCAGUACAAACAGCAGACGCCAUUCGUCCCGGGCGCUCUGGCCAGCACCCUGGCAGUCAACGAGAGCAACGCACACAUUACCGGGUACUCGAUGGACUACAUGAGCUCGAAUGAGGAGAUGUUCGACUUCAACUCCGCUCCAUCGCAACACUCCAUGAACACCCCCGAUAUGGAUGUCGACUUCGAGUCUCAAUCGGAUCCAUCUUUCUACUACGCCGGUCCAUCUACCAUCAACCCGCACGCCGUCGACAACCGUGAUGCCCAGCUGCCAUCGCCCACCGUCCCCAGUCAGACGAGUAGUGUUGGCCGUAUGUACCCUGGGAUGCAUCAGCAAGCUGCCUUGGCGAAAGCCCAACAGCAACAGCGACAGCAACAACAGAUCAUUCAGCAACAACAGCACCAGAGACAGAGCCAGCAGGGCAAGCACCAUCGACCCAAGGCGCCACUUCCCUCGGACCCACUCGUCGAGCAGAAGAUCACUCAGCUGCUAAAUACCAUGAGGGCGAAGGCUAAUAUGGGAGAUGGGGUGGACAACUCGCCUCUUAUGCAGAUCCACCGACCCAAGAAGGAAGAGGAUGAUAUGGACGAGGAUGAGAGACUCCUGGCCAGCGAAGAGGGCAAGAAGCUCAGUAGCAAGGAGCGGCGCCAACUGCGCAACAAGGUGUCUGCUCGUGCUUUCCGAUCAAGAAGAAAGGAAUACAUCACCCAGCUCGAAGCCGAGAUUGCAACCAAGGUUACCGAGAACGGCGAAUUGCGCGGCCAAAACCGUGCUCUCGCAGAGGAGAACCGACGGUUGUCUGACCUCACCCGCAUGCUCCUGUCAUCGCCGUCAUUCUCCAAUUUCCUGGACCACCUGAGCAGCAGCCCUGCCGCUGUACCCCAAGCGCAGCCGCAAGUCGAGCAGAGACAACCAGAGCGCCAGAUACCCAAGGAUGUGAACCCCUACAACAACAGCCAGCAAGGUCAACAACACCAGCAAAUUGGUAUGGUCAUGAUGCCCGAACAGACCAUGGACUUCUCCAUGCUCAAUCUGAACACGGAUGCUUUCAACUAUCAACCCCAGGUCUUCUCCGUCCUGGAGACCCCUGAGAUGCCAGUGAUCGACAUGGAGGCCCUGGCGGGCAAGAAUUCCAUCAUACCAGGCGAAUCCCUUGCCCUGGAUAACGAGAAGACCGAUGCGCCCGUUGUCGAGGACCCAGUGUCGCACUCGCUCGAGAAGUCGCAGGCUCCAGAGUUGUCUGUCGAGCCUACUGCUGUUGAGAAAGCUGUCGCAAAACUCGACGGUGACAUCUUCGAUGACGAUACACCUGCCUCCACUCUCAUUCCCGCCGAGCUCAACACCGAAAGCCUGUCCACCGUCGACAUCUUCGGCGGCAUUGAACCCGAGAAGGCCUUCGCCCGCUACGAAAUAGUCGAUGCCUCGGAAGGGGAGGCCAUCGCCAGCAUUGCCCUGAGACGGGUUGAGCGUCUCGCGGCUAGCCUCGAGGCCACCAUGGCCAGGUUAGAACUGCUGUCGAUUGACUUGUAG